This is a messenger RNA of Sinocyclocheilus grahami, 1701 nucleotides long. Its product is annotated as NF-kappa-B inhibitor epsilon-like. The transcript has 6 exons. Gene Ontology annotation, molecular function: NF-kappaB binding. NCBI's taxonomy places the organism in Eukaryota, Metazoa, Chordata, Actinopteri, Cypriniformes, Cyprinidae. The coding region runs from base 240 to 1298 and encodes 352 amino acids. The record is from RefSeq and is a predicted model, not a curated record. Gene Ontology annotation, cellular component: cytosol. Gene Ontology annotation, biological process: cellular response to tumor necrosis factor.
CGCCUCCGGUGCGCUUCACAUUACCGCCAGCGCGCUUCACAGCAGUUUCAUUAACUUACACUUCACUUUAGCUCAACCUGACAUUAAAAAGCCAUCUGGAGUAUCUGAGGCGGACAGCGGAGCCAUCGGUGGUGGGAUGAGAAACAAAAGCGACUGUCUCUGGUGUCAUAAUGUCACAGUGAUUUUGCGUUCUUACAGCGCUACAUUUAUAUACUGACGAUACACAUCAAAGCUUCGAAAUGGCGAGAAGCGGCGGCGGCGAGAAACAAGGCAAACUCGAGUUCGACGAAAGUCGGAUCGACUCCGGAAUCGACUCGUACAAGUCGAUUUCCAGAGAACAGGACGGCAGCUCAGACAGCUGUGAGGAUAAAGACAAAAGCUGCGCUACAGACGAGCGACUGGACUCCGCUUACGUCUCUUCAUCGCUAACAGUGGACAGUUUGGGGGAUUUUAUCGAGCAAUGCAGCAUUUCUGAAUGUGAAAGCGCGGCGGACUGUGAAUACACCGAAGAGGAAGUCCGUUUCUUAACCACUGUUACAGAAGAUGGAGACACGAUUCUCCAUUUGGCCAUAAUCCACGAAGAGGAAUGUUUUGCACGUCAAUUGAUAGACCUGUUUCCUCCAGAGCUGAUGGAUAUUCAGAACAACUUGUAUCAGACGCCGUUGCAUCUGGCCACGUACUUGAACCAGCCCGCCGUAGUGAAGGGCCUUGUGGAAAAGAGGGUCUCACUGGAGCUCCAGGACCAGGAGGGAAACACCCCUCUCCAUGUGGCGUGUGAGCACGGAUUCUGGGAUUGUGCCAAUGAGAUGAUCCACAACGCCUCGCCCAGCAAACUCGCCAGCGUGCUGGAAGCACAGAACUGGAGAGGUCUGACGUGUCUCCACGUGGCUGUGCUGCACAAGCAUCAUCGUCUCCUGCGGCUGCUGAUGAAGAGCGCUGUGGAUCUGAACAUCCAGGAGGGGACGAGCGGGAAGACGGCGUUACACGUGGCGGUGGAGCUGCACGACGUGCCGGCGGUGAACCUGCUGCUCAACAAAGGGGCCAAUGUAGACGCCGCCAUGUUUAACGGCUGCACCGCGCUGCAUCUGGCUGUGGGCCGACAGGACGCCGCCAUCGCUAACCUCCUGUGCCAAGCUGGAGCCGACAAGAUGAUCAGAAACAUGGAGGACGAGACGGCCCUGGAUCUAGCCGACGGCAAUGAUGAUAUUUUGGCCUUGUUCCCCUUCGACGACAUUCAGAUCAUGGGCAGGACUGUCGUGAGCUUCUCAUAUUUACGUGCAGCGUAUUCUUUCUACUAAGAAUGCAAGUGCUUUUUAACGAGAGCUUUUUUGAGUUAUCUGGGUACCGUGAACAUCUGCCAGCAGCUAUGAUGCUUGCUUCACAACCAUAUCAUUUACAUUUUGGUUUUCAAUGUUAAACGCUGCGUAUAACACAAACCAAACAGACACUGGCGACAGAGUCAUGCUCUGGAGUUUUUAAGAGGAGAAAUGUGCUGCAGUGCUCAUGAGUAUUGAUACAGCAAUGAGCAGAACAUACAGGAAAAGCCACAAAAACAAGUUCCUGGUAAAUUUGUAAAAAGAACAGCAUGGAGUGAAACUGUGUGUGUGUGUGUUUCCAAUCAUGUGCCACAUCAAUCUUCAUAAUCCUCAUAACUUACCAAAAAUGUGUCCCAUUCAUGUAAACUCAGACAGGUUAAAACCU